GCUUACUGUAGGUGCUCUAAGGUGUAACCCAGAAGUGUGCCGCAGCAUACAGGGAAGUGUGAUUCUGGAUAGAACCACACAACACAAGGGCUUAUCUGGAAAUAAACCACCUAAAUUGUCCUAUUUGGUGGAUGGAGCUUGGUGUUCGUUUGAAGAAACAAGAAGCCAACAGAAAACAGAUCAAGUGGAAAGAAAAUGGAGAUGUCUGAGGGCAUUUAUGAAAAUGAUGCCGGUGAACAAAAGCAAAUGGAAGAACUCGCUGUGAAUACAACUGGAGAGUGGGAUGGGGCGGAGGAGAGGACAGUGGAUAUUUAUGAAAGCUCAGACAUCUACAGUGGCCACGCAGCUGUAACAAAGAGUGCAGUGCAACAGCAGCCAGGCUGGGCUGUUACAGUGUGCCUGGUGCUGCUCUGUGUUCUCCUCCUGGCUGGGAUCAUAGGCACUGGACUCCACUGCGGACUCAAACUGCAGACUCACAGCAAGAGCUGGGCUGAAAUGAGAAACCAAACUUUGGUUGAAUUCAAUCACUUCUGUAAAGAUGGAUGCAGGUCAUUCAGCGACAGCUUGUACUACAUUUCGUCUGACCAAAUGAGCUGGGGGGACAGCAGACAGGACUGCAGAGACAGAGGGGCAGAUCUGGUCAUCGUAAACAAUGAAGAAGAGCAGGUAUUCAUCAAUUCCUUAAAGCGUAUAUUCUGGAUUGGUCUGACUGACGGAGAAGAAGAGGGAACAUGGAAAUGGGUAGAUGGUUUGGUUCUGAACAGCACAGGGUUUUGGAAAACAGACCAGCCCAGUGGGAUGUUUCAAGGAAUGGAUGAGGACUGUGUUGAGACUUUUUUUUAUGAAGUGAUUAACAGUUGGAAUGAUGAUCACUGUGCCACCCAGCGACACUGGAUCUGUGAAAAACGUUUCAACUUCUAACAUCAUUUGUCAAUACACAUGUGGUGAGCGCCAUACUGCAGAAAAACCCAUCAUUGUUUUUAGGACAGUUUUUCCUUGUACGUUGCUUUUGUGUGUGUAAUGUGUCUUUGUAAAGUAGCAAAGUAGCAUACAGUCCAGUUGCCCUACCAUGUUUGCACCUACAGUAUAUGUACGACACAUCCCCAGACAUCAUACUGGUAUACUCGUAUUGAGAGAGUUCAAAUUUCCAGACGAGAAAGCAACUUGAAGGAAGCCCUCAUCCGUGAGUAAAGACUCUCACAUCUUUGGGAAUGAAUGAGGACCUGGAUCUAGGGGUCUUUGUUUACCACUCAGAAACAGUUCUAACAGGUCAUUGUGGGCUAUGGCUAUUAAACAAUUUGAUAUGCAUGUUUUAUUUUGUGUGCCACAGGGAACAGGCUGGCAGACUGAUAUAGGGCCAGAGAGCAGAAGUAUGUUGCUGUUGCAGAUGUAGAUAUCUGAAUCUAUGGCAAUAUAAACUAUUAAUUAAUAGAGCUUUAGUCAUUGAUAUUUCAGUAUUUGCUUUUUUUACUGAGUAAACCAUAGUUGAUUAUACAAUAAAGGGCCACACUGGAAAAUGAGAACCACAUCAAGGGCCAGAUAUUUUGAGUUUAUUGCUUUUAUGUCAUCGAAAAAGACAAUAUCUUUGACUGUAUUAUUGCAUGUCUCAUAAUAGUCUUCUUGAUGUCAUAGAAUGCCAAAAACUUCGGAAAAAGCGUCAAAAAUGAAGGGGAAAAAACUAGCAAAAAUGCAGAAAAAAGCACCAAAAGUGUUGAAAAAAAGCACCAAAAACUUUGUUAAAAGUGACAAAAACUAGGCAGGCUGAAAUUUAUCGUGAACCUAAAUUAAUAUGGGGGCCGGAUUUGGCCCGCAGGCCUUGAGUUUGACACGUGUGAAUUAGAGUAUGUGAUGACCUGCAGAGGACAGCAGAGAGCUCCACACAGCCUACAGGAACGACUGAGAUGAUUAUUUUUGCACACAACCCUUUUUCUACAUGAACGAGUCCGCCAGUCCUGUAUAAAGUAAUUGAAAGCAAUACUUGAGUAAAACUACAAGUAUCUUACCAGAAAAUGACUUCGGUAGAAGUUAAAGUCACCUUUUAGAAUAUUACUUGAGUAAAAGUCUUAAAGUGUCUGAUAUUUACUCUGUAAUGUCGUACUAAAUGCUUGCUCUGUAAUGUCGUACUAAAUGCUUGCUCUUGUGGGAAUUACUGGAAUUGUUGGGUCUUUGUAAA
Messenger RNA from Perca fluviatilis (European perch), 2173 nucleotides. RefSeq names its product CD209 antigen-like protein A. The record is from RefSeq and is a predicted model, not a curated record. Lineage: Eukaryota; Metazoa; Chordata; Actinopteri; Perciformes; Percidae. Gene Ontology annotation, biological process: biological process involved in interspecies interaction between organisms. Bases 196 to 921 code for a protein of 241 amino acids. Gene Ontology annotation, molecular function: D-mannose binding; fucose binding. The transcript has 6 exons. Gene Ontology annotation, cellular component: external side of plasma membrane.